UCAACAGCAGCAGCAGCAGCAGCAGCAGCAAAAGCAACAGCAACUCUAUCAACAAACAGCACACAGAAACAGCAACACAUACGAAAUGUUGUACUCCCACAACCAACACCCGCAAUCGCAAUCGCACUCGCACACGCUGCCCCUGGCGCUGCAUACAACGCAACCAGCAGCAGCAGCAGCGGCAGCAGCAGCAGCAACACGCCAGCAACAGGAGCAACAGCGCCAGCAAAAGAAGCGGCAACAUGCCGAACAUCAGCAACAUGCCAGCAGCAGCAGCAGCGCCAAUAAAACCAGCAGCAGCAGCAACAGCAGCAACAGCAGAUCCGCUGCACAGCACAUGGCAGAGGCGGAGCACGCCUAUUUGUCCAAUAUGUAUAGCAAGGCGGCUGUCAAUAUGCUCAGCCCGCCGCUGGCUGCCGCGCACGAGCCGCGUCGCAGCAGCAGCAACAGCAGCAACACCUUCGACUGGAGCCUGGCACAGCAGGAGGCGGCCUCGCAGCAGCAGCAGCAGCGCGUCGUGCGACGCGCUGCGCCUGUGGCGGCUGCUGUUGCCGCCGCCGCCGCCGCCGCCGAUGCGGCAGCUGUGCGUCAGCAGCGGCAGGCGAUAAUGCAUCGCAGGCACAGCAUUUGUGCGGCCGGCAUUGCCAGCCUGUCGCCGGCCUCGUCCACCAACUCCUCGUCGGCGGCAUCGCCAACGACAUCGGCAGCGGCGGCCGCUGCGCUGGCAGCGGCCUCCUAUUAUGGCGCCUUUACGGCGCCCUAUCAUCAUAUGAGCGCUGCGGCGGCAGCGGCAGCGGCUGCCCAUCAUCAGCAUGGCCAGCCCUCGCCGACGAUAUAUCCGCCGACGCCGCCGCCGUCGGCGCCCUGGGUGCAUCCCUGGUAUGCGGGCGAUCCCUUUUAAGCGAAAUCAAAAGCAAAAACAAAACAAAAAGUGAAAGAAAAAGAAGAGGAAGAGGAAGAAGAGGACGAAGUAGAAGAAGAUGAUAAACAAAACUAAAACUAAAAUGCGCUUCUCCCAUGUACAUUUGUAGUCUAUGCCUAAGUUAAUUUAUAUAUACAUAUUUGUUUAUCUGAUAAUAUCACAACACACAAUUAAUUUUUUUUUUUUUUGAUAAAUUUAAAUUUUUUUUUUUUUUUUUUGAUCGUGUUCUUGUUUAGCUUGUAAGUAGGUUAACUAAUUAUCGGGGCAUCACAUGCCGCAAAGUAAUUGGUUAUCGAUAGUUACACGUAGCGAACGUAUAUCGAUAACACAGACACAGCGCCAACUGGACUAAAAGAAACUAUCGUACAUUUUGCUAAAACUACAACCGUUUUCUUGUUUGAACGCAAAUUUUUUGUUGUUUUUUAAAACUGAGAACUCAAAGAACUGAUUACAUUAAAAAAAAAAAAA
This is a messenger RNA of Drosophila virilis, 1390 nucleotides long. NCBI's taxonomy places the organism in Eukaryota, Metazoa, Arthropoda, Insecta, Diptera, Drosophilidae. The record is from RefSeq and is a predicted model, not a curated record.